This is a messenger RNA of Chlorocebus sabaeus (green monkey), 3784 nucleotides long. It is a transcript of the gene ABHD2, whose product is annotated as abhydrolase domain containing 2, acylglycerol lipase. Gene Ontology annotation, molecular function: monoacylglycerol lipase activity; acetylesterase activity. Gene Ontology annotation, biological process: steroid hormone receptor signaling pathway; medium-chain fatty acid biosynthetic process; medium-chain fatty acid catabolic process. Lineage: Eukaryota; Metazoa; Chordata; Mammalia; Primates; Cercopithecidae. The record is from RefSeq and is a predicted model, not a curated record. Gene Ontology annotation, cellular component: sperm flagellum; sperm plasma membrane.
CAAGAAAGGUAAAAACAAAAUACGUAAAGAUAUUUUGCUGACAUUGCUUAUUAUAGUAAAAAUUGGGAAUAGCAGUAUCCAACCAUGGAGGCAGCAGCAAUAUAAUGCAGGGGAAAGAAAGAGAGCUGUCAGGUUAGACACACACAGAGUUCAAAGGCAGGGUCCGCCCUGCAGUAGACUGUUGGACACUCAGUUUCUGUCAGUAAAGGGGGUCCUAAUAAUAAGAAUCACUGUAAGGGACAAACUGAAUUAUGUAACAUGCCCAUAGAAGGGGAUAAAUGAAUGUUUGCUCCCUCCCUUAACUACAGCUAAUAAACAGGAUAGAAUUUUAUGCAGACAUUCAGAACUUAGCAUACUAAUUAUCUAUAAAAAUAGAGAAUAAGUGAAAAAAGCAGAAGACAAUUAUAUAUCUCUGUCUGAGCACCAUUGUUGUAACUAUGUAAAUACUCUGCUUUCAGAUAGAUACAGACAAAAAGGAAACAAAAAUGAGAAUAUUUUUGUAAGGCUUGUGAGGAUACGGGUGAUUUUUAAGCUUCUCAUUUCUUAUAGCUAUUUUGAACUGAUAUGAAAUUAAGAGGACUCUGAAUAUUCAUUUCACCCUUCAUAGUUUUGAAAGCCGUUAUCUUGUUCAGUCCUAAUAAUAAGUAUAAGCAGUGACACCAGCACUGUCCUUUGCAUUUGUCCUUUAUACAUAAAGAGAGAUGGACUUCGCUUUAGUAGGACUUUCUAGAACAUGCUUAUCUGCAUGGUUUUUGUGGUGCUCUCUCACUUUGUGGACAAGAUGAAGGUCUGGUGCCUAAGCUGGCUUUUCUCAAGGAUGGAGUUGUUGACCAUCUGAGAAAAUGUUUUCCUGUGCCCACAUGCCAUAGGGGAGGGCUGCCAUUUCAACAGGGCUAACCCACAGCCGUCAACAAUAGCUUCUAUCAGCUUUUUGUAACUGUGUUCCUCUGAUGGAAAGCUCCAGGGCAGCUACAUCAUUUCCUUCCUCUUUUGUGCUCAAGGCUCACCCUGCUCAAGAAGCCCUGGCUGCAUUUCCCAGAAGUUCUUUCAUCAGCCAAUAGAACCUAUGACCUUGUACCAUCCUUCAUGUUGCCCUUGCUGUCGGUAGGCUCUUGUUUAUCCUUCCAUCUUUUCUUUGUGAAAUAUCACUCAGAGAUUUGUCCAUAGGAGUGAUGAAAGAGCUUCCUCCAUUUAUGUCUUGACUGCUUAGUAUUCCAUAAACAAAUGUAGUUUGUUUAACCAGUCUCCUAGAGGUUUCCUUUAUUUGUAAACUUUUGCUUUCACAAUGUUGCAUUGAAUGCUUCUGUAUUUUCAUCACGAUGUGUGUGAUGCGCACCUGUCAGUGUAGGAUAAACUCCUAGAAGUGGAACUGCUGGGUCAAAGGGGAUGUGCAUGGAAAAUUUUGUUAGCUGUUGCCCUCAAGCCUCUCCACACCAGCACUGUGAACACAUUUCCCCAAAACCUUGGCAACAUAAGGAGUUCUUCUACUUUUUGAUAUUUGCCAAUCUGAUACAUUCCACCAUUGAUCUGGGGGAAAAGUGGACACAUCCAGACAGCCUUGUAUGGGAAGAUGGGAAGGGUGAGGUCGCCACAUCCUUACGGGCACCGAAAGUUCAUCACUAUGUCUGAUGGAGCCACUUCUACAUUCGACCUCUUCGAGCCCUUGGCGGAGCACUGUGUUGGAGAUGAUAUCACUAUGGUCAUCUGUCCUGGAAUUGCCAAUCACAGCGAGAAGCAGUACAUCCGCACUUUCGUUGACUACGCCCAGAAAAAUGGCUAUCGGUGCGCCGUGCUGAACCACCUAGGUGCCCUGCCCAACAUUGAACUGACCUCGCCACGCAUGUUCACCUAUGGCUGCACGUGGGAAUUUGGAGCCAUGGUGAACUACAUCAAGAAGACAUAUCCCCUGACCCAGCUGGUCGUCGUGGGCUUCAGCCUGGGUGGUAACAUCGUGUGCAAAUACUUGGGAGAGACUCAGGCAAACCAAGAGAAGGUCCUGUGCUGCGUCAGUGUGUGCCAGGGGUACAGUGCACUGAGGGCCCAGGAAACCUUCAUGCAAUGGGACCAGUGCCGGCGGUUCUACAACUUCCUCAUGGCCGACAACAUGAAGAAGAUCAUCCUCUCGCACAGGCAAGCUCUUUUUGGAGACCACGUUAAGAAACCCCAGAGCCUGGAGGACACGGACUUGAGCCGGCUCUACACAGCAACAUCCCUGAUGCAGAUCGAUGACAAUGUGAUGAGGAAGUUUCAUGGCUAUAACUCCCUGAAGGAAUACUAUGAGGAAGAAAGUUGCAUGCGGUACCUGCACAGGAUUUAUGUUCCUCUCAUGCUAGUUAAUGCAGCUGACGAUCCGUUGGUGCAUGAAAGUCUUCUAACCAUUCCAAAAUCUCUUUCAGAGAAACGAGAGAACGUCAUGUUUGUGCUGCCUCUGCAUGGGGGCCACUUGGGCUUCUUUGAGGGCUCUGUGCUGUUCCCCGAGCCCCUGACAUGGAUGGAUAAGCUGGUGGUGGAGUACGCCAACGCCAUUUGCCAAUGGGAGCGUAACAAGUCACAGUGCUCUGACACGGAGCAGGUGGAGGCUGACCUGGAGUGAGGCCUCCGGACUCUGGCAUGCUCCAGCAGCCCUCCUCUGGAAGCUGCGUCCCCUCACCCCCUGUUUCAGGUCUCCCAUCUCCCUCAGUGACCUGGAUCUGACCUCACACCAUCAGCAGGGGGCACCCACCAUGCACACCUGUCUCGGAGUAGGCAGCUCUUCCUGGGAGCUCCAGGCUAUUUUUGUGCUUAGUUACUGGUUUUCUCCAUUGCAUUGUUAGUCAUGGUGACAAGUGACAGAGUUCUUGCCCUCUGUCCAGUUUCAGCAUCUGGUUGCUUUUAAGCCAAGUACAUCUAGUUUGCCUAUUAAAAAUGUGUCUGAAUAGCAAUUUUGCUUUGCCACCAAAAGGCUUUUCCCUGAGAACAGUGAAGGGUGUAUGUCAUUUUGUGGUGGUUUGUAUGUGUCCUUACGUAGACCUUAAAAAGAGCUCACCCUUCCAGGCCAAUGCUGAAGACACAGCUCAGCUUGGAAGCCUGAGAAGCCAGGCUUCCUAGGCCAGAGUGUGGCUUCUUAAAUGGCAAAGGAAAUUCCUUUGAGUCACAAGCCAAGUUUUCACCCUGUCUUCUAAGAUCAUUUCCCUACACUUUGCUGCUGCUGAGAGUUACAUGGGGCACUUGUUAAAAAUUCAGCCUCCCAGGUCCCUCCCCUCGGAAAGGCUGAUUCACUGGGUCUGGGAAGGAGCCUGGGGAUUUUAAUUUUUGACAAGUGCCCCAGAUGAUUCUCAUCACCAAGCAAAUUUUGGAAAUGCUGUUCAACAGCGCCCUUGAAUUGGAAACAUCUUCAUAGCUCAUUUUAUUGAAAUUCAUAAUCAAUCAGGGGUAUCCCCUAGCUCCCAUGGUCUCCAGAGCAGCAAGGCCAGCUAUGGAGCUGCCAUCGUGUGACCACAGUGUGAUGUCUCAGAAGGGCUCUGGGUGGGCUGAGCAUCUGGGCUGUGCCCUGGCUCAGCUUUUCACCCUCAACAAAGUCCCUGUGGACUUCAAUUUCUUCACCUCUAAAAUGGAGGACUUGGACCAGGUAGAUUGCUGAGCUCACUACCAGGUUCAAAGUUCAAUGACAAACUCAGUUUACUGAGGUUUGAGAGAACAUCCCUCCAGGGGAGCCUGGGAGCUGCUCUCCCAGUCUAAGCAUGUAGAUAUCAUCUUUUGCCUUUUGUGUGUGUGUGUGUCCCUUAUUUGAUAAAAAGAUGUUUUG